GCUGAGAGGUAUGAUUAAACAGUCCCCCAGUUUCUGUGGUUCCCAACCCUCCAGGUGUUUGAGACUUCAACUCUCAGCCAGCUUGAAGAACUAUUAGGAUUUCUGGGCUCUGAAAUUACAAACACCUGGAGGACCAAAGUUGGGAACUACUGAUCUAUUUGACUUCUCUAAGAGUCCCAUAAGUUCCAAGUUCCUCCCUAUCCUGGCAGAAAUGACAGGAGUCCAGAGCCUGCUUCUUCAAGCAUGAACUCCUCUGAGCACCCUAUGAACCAGCUGUCCGUAUCUCCGACCAAUGUUAGCCGCAUUAUGGAGGACUGGAGUGAUCUGGCCCAAACCCCUGUGGAUGCAGCCUCCCUGAGGACAGGACUUCUGCACAAUGCCAACAACAACGCCUCCAUGGGGCCCUGGCGAACCCUGAAGAGCCCGUCCCUUUCCUCUUCGGCCUCUAAACUCAGUUACCUGGAGCGCGUGGUGUUGGAGAUCGUGGAAUCAGAGCGCAUGUACGUCCGGGAUUUACGAAGUAUUGUAGAGAAUUACUUGGGGAAGAUCAUAGACAUGCAAGAGCUGCUGCUGCGACCAGAACAAGUCAGUGCUCUCUUUGGGAAUAUUGAGGAUAUCUACGAAUUAAAUAGUGAGCUCCUGCAAGAUCUGGACAGCUGCCACAAUGACCCUGUUGCCGUGGCAAGAUGUUUUGUGGACAGGAGUCAAGACUUUGACAUCUAUACUCAGUACUGCAAUAACUACCCCAACUCUGUGGCGGCUCUGACGGAAUGCAUGAGGAACAAACAGCUGGCCAAGUUCUUUCGUGAGCGGCAAGAGCAGAUCCGCCAUUCAUUGCCCCUUGGCUCCUACCUUCUCAAGCCUGUCCAGCGCAUUCUCAAAUAUCAUUUGCUCCUUCAGGAGAUAGCAAAGCACUUUGACAUAGAAGAGGAUGGCUAUGAAGUGGUGGAAGAAGCCAUUGACACCAUGACCUGCGUGGCUUGGUACAUCAAUGACAUGAAACGGAAGCAUGAGCAUGCUGUGCGGCUGCAGGAGAUUCAGUCAUUGCUCAUUAACUGGAAAGGCCCAGACUUAACGACGUACGGGGAGCUAGUUCUAGAGGGCACCUUUCGUGUUCAUCGUGUCAAGAAUGAGAGAACAUUCUUCUUGUUUGACAAGAUGUUGCUGAUAACAAAGAAGCGAGGUGAUCACUAUAUAUACAAAAGCCACAUUCCAUGCUCCUCCCUGAUGCUGAUUGAGAGCACCCGAGACUCUUUGUGCUUCACGGUCACCCACUACAAGCACCGCAAGCAGCAGUACAAUAUCCAGGCUAAAUCAGGGGAAGAGAAGCGUGUCUGGACUCACCAUAUCAAGCGUUUGAUCCUGGAAAAUCACCAUGCCAUCAUCCCUCAGAAAGCCAAGCAAGCCAUCCUGGAAAUGGAUUCAUAUUAUCCUGCUCGAUACAAAUACAGCCCAGAGCGGUUGAAGAAGUCCUGGUCAUGCCAACCUACAGAAGACAUUCCUCAGCAAGCCCGGCAGGGGCGCCGCCAGUCAGAACCUUUCCAUGGCAAAAACAGUUCCCAGAAGUUCCUAGAAGGAUUCCACAGCUUUGCCAUGACAAGGCUGAAAAGCCGCAGAAGAUCGGAGCCAACGAAACAGAUCCUCAAGCAACUCAGCAGCAAAGGACUAAAGCACGCAGAUAGUGAUGGAGCCCUUUUGGAGUUUGGGGAACCCCCACAGCCCCCUAACAGCCAGGAAGAGGAGGAGGCAAAUCUGCAGGCCCUCCCCCAGGAAUUUCCAGAGGAAUUGGCUGAAAGUGAUGGCAGCGAGAAGGAGACGGGGCCAGAGGAGGAAGAAGAGGAGGAAGAAGAAGAAGAGGAGGAGGAGGAAGAGAGGCUGGUAGGAACGGAGCAGGUGGCAGACUUUGCAAGCUCCUUGAUGGCAGUCCUCCACUGCUGGCACUAUCGGGCCAACGCUUUGCUUUUCUCGUGGGGCAACACGGGCAAGCAGCACAAGGCACAUGAAGGGCCCAAGCAAUGCCAGUCUCCAGCCAGUAGUGAGAAAAACAGGGUCAUGGAGACGUCCUCAUCCAUGCCGAAGGCUCGAUCAGCCAUGGAGCUCAAUAGGAUGUUGGAGAUUUCUUCCUGCAAGGAUGAGCACCCAGAAGAAAUCAAUUUGGACCCAGAAGCAGGUGCUCUAGAUUCUCUCCUGGCAGGUCAGCAUGAGAACCAGGAUCAGGGUUUGGAUGGUCUGGAGCCCAUGGAUAAUGUGGAAGAGCUGAAGCCCCUCAGCAGUGAGGAGGAGGAAGAGGAGGAAGAGGAUGACCGCCCAGCCCAGCCCAAGAGUAUCCUCCCUUUCUCUGUGCUGGACCAAGCUAGCAUCAUUGCAGAGCGCUUUGCAAGCAGCCUCUCCCGCCGGAGCAGCCUGGCCCUUGAGGAAGGAAAAGGCUACCUGACUCCGACACAGGCCAGCCGGAGUAACAGCGUCCUGAGCCUGGAAGAGGGCGAAAAAGCCCCUUGCCGCCAUAACAGCAGCAGCACCGCUGCCAUUGACUCUCAGGGCUGCCUCCCAAUGCAGGAAGCCUCGGUGGAGCUCAGCAACUCCUGCAGCGGGAGAGCCUCGCCUGGGCUCACUGAGCCUGAUCGGGCUUCCUCAUGCAGACGGAAGGAGUCCAUGCUCUCCCAGCAAGACCGACAGCUGCUGGAUAAGAUCAAGAACUACUACGUCUAUGCAGAACAUCAGGAUGCUGGCUUCAGCGUCAGGCGGAGAGAGAGCCUCUCCUACAUUCCCAAGGGGGUGGUCAGGAAUUCUGUCUUCCGGAUCAAUAGCCUCCCGCAGACGGAGUCUGACCAGGAGACGCUGAAGAGAAAGCAGCCCGGCCCCUCAAGCAGCAGCAAUGGAACUGGACGAACGGCAGCCUGGGUACUGUCAAAUAGGCCUGCCGUCGGGCCACAAGCAUUACGCUCUGAGAGAAGCUGUGAUGAAAGGCCUGCACCCAUCACCGAAGCAGAGUUCAAGCCAUCUACUGAGAUGAUUAAAGUCUGGGAAGAGAUGGAGAAGCAGAAGAGAGAGGACCACUGGAAUAGGAGGAGAGAGGAGGAUGCCAGGCCAGGGCAAGCUAAUGGGCAGGUGCCUGGUGGUGCCUCUGUACGGCGCUCUGAGCCUUCUUUGCGAGACAGACUUAGGAGGCAGGAGAAUGGCUUGGACCUUCACGAGCCACUUUUCAUCCUGGAGGAUGAAGAUCUGGGAGCCAUAACAGAGGAGUCGGCUGUGCCCUCCCCUGAGAGCAAGUCGCCUGUGGAGCAUGCCCCACCCUCAAAAUUGCCCUGGAAACUCAUGCAAGAACUAGGGGGGUUUGAGCAAGAUCAGGGUCUCGCUCGGUUGCACCCCCGUAUCAUGCAGCUAGCCCAUUUGACAGAAGCAGAGCUGGCAGAAAAAGUGAAGAACAAAGUUUACCAGCUGGCCCGGCAGUACAGCCUUCGCAUCAAGGGCCACAAGCCCACAGCACAUCGACGGCUUGCAGAAGUGGAGGAGGAGAUGAAAGGCAAUGCCUUGGCAGGUCAGCGGGACGCAGAUAAGAAAGCCAAGGGCAAACGGAAGCCAGACUUGAUCCUCCUCAACUACGAACAAGUGGUGCUGCAGGAGGCCAGCCCUCUGACCCUGCUCUGCUCAUCCGCCUCUUCACACGAGAAGUCACCGAAGCGCUUCUCGUACAGUCCCUGUUCCAGCAGCCCCCACCUCACCUCCCCCACUAGCACCCUCUCUCGCAGCCCCCUCAGCCCCAUUGUUGCUGAGAAGUUCAACUGGCCUGACGUGCGGGAGCUGAGAUCCAAGUAUUCCCCUCAGGCUGGGGUUGAGAAGAAUAGGCCCCCACCGGUCAACAGGAGCCGCUCAGCACCCGAGAAGAUGAUGGAUACUGGCAGGGUGCAGAGGAAUCACCAGUGCUCAAAGAAGAAUGUGAAAGCAGGUGUGAAGUCUCCCCGAGGAGAGAUUCAGAGCUACAGAGUGGAGCCCUCACAUUGUUUCAUCCCCAAGUAUCAGGCCUGUGAUGCUCAGAAGGAAUUGUGUGUCACAGCUGAGACCUCUCUGGAGAACAGUCAGCGGGUGAUUGUCAUGGAGAAGCUGCCAGAUAUGACCGUUGAACCAGAUGAGAGCUAUGUGCAGAUUCGUUCCCCUACUUCCCGGGAGAAAAUCUCUCUCAAGGCUGUGGUGGAGCGAUGUAAAGCCUACCAGGAGUCGGAGGAAUACCGCAGGCGUGAGGAGGAUGCUCAAGAAGUGGCACCCAGGAAAGCACUUCCACAGGUCUGGUGGGACAAAACAGACAGCAGCCAGCACAGCCUGGUAAAGAACCUGAGGGAGAAAUUCCAGACCCUGAAUUCCAACAGUUGAGCGUCUACUUUUUUUUUUUUUUUGCUUUACAUCUCUAAACCUUUGCUAUGAACUAGAAAGGUUUGGGGAAAGAAGGCCCUCUUAUGUUCUCAAGAAAGGACUGGCAGUGGUAUACUUUCAGUAGUUUGCUACUUGGAUCUCAUGAUUGUGCGCCAUCAUAUGUGGGCAGCUCCUUAAAACUUCUCGGACCUUUUCAAAGAGCUCUUCUGGAUGAGGUCCUUGCCAGACCUUACCGUUGACACAUCGUUGGGCAGCUUAUAUCCUAGAAGCAUUGGGGAGCAUCCAGUUAGAGCAGACAGGUUGUAAAUUAGCUACUGAAAGGGCUUACUGUGAAAUGUAUUUGUUUUGGGGGGUCAGGUGUGUUUAGGAAGUUCUAACAUUGCAAAGCCAGAGCAGAAAUGAACGAAUGAGCUUUCUAUUCCUCAGUUGCAUAGGAGAAUAAGUUAUUGAUGCAAGACCUUUCUUUCUUUCUUUUUUUAAAGAAUGUAAUUUUAUUCUGCUUGGGAGAUUUGGUUGGUUCAACUCUCCCCAUUUGAGAACAUAUAAUCUUAUAAUACUGGUUGUGUACACCAUUCAGUCUAUAUGCACUGUGCAAUAACCACUUUUGACUAGAGAAUAUGGCAUUGGCUUCUUCACUGGGGACUGGGAUCACAUUGGGGAAGAUUGAAUUCCUUGGGUUUUGCAGUACAUUUCAUGCGUGUAAACCUACAUGGCUAAGAUUGAUGAGGCUAAGAGUCACAGGCCUGCAAGGUCACAAGCAUUAGCAUGAGUGAACACUGGUGUGGAACUGAUCUGCUAUGGUGCUAGAAUGAUCCACGUCCCAUAACAUGGCUCCUGAGGAACUACAUCUUCCUAGAAUAAUAAAUACCUUAAUGUAUUCUGUGUUCUUAGAUACAGUAGUUCAACACAAAGGAAUAACUUUCCUUCCUAUACUAUGAUGGAUUCAUGACUGCAGGGCAAAUAAAUAGUGGUGCUCUUUCCCAUUUUCUGGUAUGGGAUUAAAAAAUGUUUUCCUUCCAAUUUUCAGUGGGAGCAAAAGUUCUGGUGCUUCCUGUUGUCUCGGGUGAACAGAAGAGUAGCCUCUUCUUGAAAGCCUCCUUUUUACUCCUUGUGACCUCGCCACAGGCUCUUCUAUAGGAAAAAAAAGCUUGGGAAACCUGAUUUCCCUUUCCCAGUGCAAACCUUUCUCUUUGUUAUCUGAGAAAGCACGAUGGCCCUGAACCACUGGAAUGCAGACCCUUUUGAGAUCAACAUUUUCUAAGAAGAGACAUUUUGACAAAGGAAGCCUACAUUCCCAGCUAGCAGUGAGAUGUAGCAACUGGCGAGUCUUACUGCAGUACCUUGUGUUCAUGAAACAAAUGCUGUUGAUCAAGAAGGUGGGAAUGAAUUUGAAGUGAGGGAAAUCUGAACAGCAUAUUGUAUCUGUGUCUGGAGUUAGUAAAAUUGGGAUAUUGUUGCUAUAGCAGUAGUACAGUAAUCUCAGGAAGGUGUGUGCAGUCUCCCAAGAACAUAGUUUUGCAAGGUACUUUCAUUACGAGCACUGUCGUAACAAUAGUACCUGCGUAGUGCUGUUUUCUGUGCACUUAAACCACUUCACAUGUGAUCACAGAGAUCCUUGCCACUACCCUAAAAGGCAUGUAGUGUUGUCCCAACAUUUCAGAAAUGACGGCUUAGGGAUCACAGCCAUGUGAUUAAAUUAGGGCUGAGCUGAGACUUGAAGCUGGACUUCUUUAAUGAUAGCUUAGUUGCAGAAAUUGCACACACAGAGACACACAAUUCCAGAAGCCUAGAAGGGUUUAUUUGUUCGUUUAUUUAAAAAAUGUUAUUAAAUUGCUUCUGAAGCACAUUCUGAAGCUUUAGCUCUUUUUUUCUGGACAGUGGAAGCACAUUGGAGCAGGUGGAGCUUGGUGCCUAGAGAAUUAACCCCAGCCCCUUGGGCCUGUAGAAGAGGUCCUGGGCCCUGCAGCUGUCCUCCUGGUCUCCAUGAAACAGCCUUCGCUGUUCUGAAGCCAGCGUGUUCUGGGCCUGGCGAUUGAUGUGAGGCUCCCUUCUAACACACCCUGACCUCUGCAUCGGUGAUGGGCCAUUGAAAGCUAAGCCUGAUGAGAGAGCAGCUGAAGAGAGGUGAAGUCACUCUACAGAUCAAGCCUUCUAAGAAGGAAGAGCUGGGCUGAGCCAGGCAUGGUGAGGCUGUAAGUCACCAGGGAGCAAAUGGUUCCUGCUAAGUUAUAGUAACGUUCCUGGUCUGUAAUGGGUAGGUGCACAAUGCAAUGAGACUCAGUGGCACACAGACAACUGUACUCAAAGCCCUGCCAAUUCUCUGAUGGGUCUGAUGGCAGCAGCACCUGUGAAGGGACACGUCCACUGAGCACGGAGGCGGUUCAAUGUUCACGUAGCAGGAACACGUCUCGGAGCAUUUGAGCCUAGCAUUGUGUUUUUUAGUUUAUGGAAAUGAGUGAUUUGCCCUAUAUUGAACUCAACAGUGAUAGGUGAAAGUGUCUUCUAAGAAAGGAAGGGAUGGCUGAGCUUCUAUCCAGAACUCUUGUGAAAUGAAAUCCUAAAUCAUUUUGCAGAGGUACAACUGGAUAGCCUGUUCAGUCAAGACUCCUUUUCCUGGUGGCUUCUGCAAAUCAACACAGUCCAUCCCAAUGUUAAUGUGCUUUAUUAUUUUACAUUAAAAUAAAACCCUAAAGUUGCAUAA
Molecule: messenger RNA, 7069 nt
Organism: Anolis carolinensis (green anole)
Lineage: Eukaryota; Metazoa; Chordata; Lepidosauria; Squamata; Anolidae
Gene: plekhg3
Product: pleckstrin homology and RhoGEF domain containing G3
Exons: 19
Coding region: 244-4368 (1374 amino acids)
Biological process (GO): regulation of establishment of cell polarity
Molecular function (GO): small GTPase binding; guanyl-nucleotide exchange factor activity
Source: RefSeq, a predicted model, not a curated record